Molecule: messenger RNA, 2947 nt
Organism: Aegilops tauschii subsp. strangulata
Lineage: Eukaryota; Viridiplantae; Streptophyta; Magnoliopsida; Poales; Poaceae
Source: RefSeq, a predicted model, not a curated record
UGCCCCUCCUCUCUCUCUCUCUUCUCUCUCCCCCCCCCUCUGCCACUGCCACUGCCACCCACACUCCUCUCCGCCUCCUCUCUCUCUCCCUCCCCACAAAUCUUUCUUCGACCCCUUGUUCUUGUACACACCCACCCAAGGGGUCUGAGAAGGUCCUCCUUCAACUUCAAUCCCAGGUAACAGGUUGGUACGAAUCAUCUUCCAAUUCAUUGGCUUCAGCUGCAAUGCACAGGUUGCCAACAAUUGACCACUGUACAGUAUCAGACUCCGAAGUUCUGGCCCGGGCAUGACAUAUUCUUGACAACACAAGGCUCUGGAGACAUGGGAUGUGCUGCUUCCAGAUUGGAAGAUGAGGAGGCUGUCAAGAUGUGCCGGGACAGGAGGGACUUCAUCAAGCAGGCACUGGAUCAGCACAACCGUUUUGCGUCCUCUCACAUCGCCUACAUCGAGUCCAUGAAAUGUGUCUCGAUGGCCCUGCAGCGGUUCGUUGCUGGAGAUGAUCGGCACGAGCUCAUUUUUGACCCAUUCAUUUCUCCUGUCAAGCAACAGAAGCCAGAGAUGCUCGGCCUUCCUUAUGGUUCGUAUGAGAAGAGGACUGUUCAUGUCGCGAAGUACUUGAUGUCAGGACCAAACCCAUCAGUGUCAGUUGAAGAGGCUCCACGGCCCGUGGAAACAAUCCGUGUUGAGUCACAUUACCCUGUGGAUGGCUAUGCUGGCACAGAUAGAUUCUUCCCAGCCAAUUCCUCACCGAUGAGGCCAUCUUCUCACUAUACACCUUAUGACAGGCCAAGCUAUGUAGCUCCAUCACCCCAGGAACCAGUGAGGAAUGCUUAUUACAUGCCACCUUAUGACAGGCCAAGCUAUGUAGCUCCAUCACCCCAGGAACCAGUGAGGAAUGCUCAUUACAUGCCACCUUAUGACAGGCCAAACUACGUACCUUCAUCACCCCAGGAUCCAGAUCCAAGGAGGACAUCUUAUUACGCAUCUCAUGACAGGCCAAACUACCCACCCUCAUCACCCCAGGAACCAGAAUCAUCACCGUGGGACUCCUUCUGGAAUCCAUUCUCGUCGCUGGACAGCUAUCCGUACCCGCGCCCUCGGAGUAGCUAUGACAAUGUGGUCACUGACGAUGAAUUGGCACGGUUACAGCGGGUAAGAGAGGAGGAAGGAAUCCCAGAACUCGAAGAGGAAGAUGAUGAAUGUCAAAAACAUGAACAAAUGCACAACAAAGAGGGGGAGGGGGAGGGGGAGGAUGAUGAUGAUGAAGAAGAAUCUGAUGAGGAUGAUGAUGAAGAAGAAGAAUCUGAUGAAUGUGAGCAUUCAGAUGACCAAAGAUGUAUGGCUUCUAACGAGGCUCGCCCAGGAAAAUCUGAAGUCAAUGUCAAGCAAGAACAAAAGGGACAUCAAUCCAAAGGUGUUCAAUGCGCAGGCUCAUCCGAGCCCCGAAAUGCAGUAGACCAUGAGAUCAAGGCACAUAAGAAAGAACUAAUGAGGAACAAAGUAGCAAAUGCAGAAGAAACCCCAGGUUUCACUGUGUAUCUGAACCGAAAGCCAACGAGUUUGGUCGAGGCUAUGAAAGAUAUUGACAGUCAGUUCUUGGGGAUCUGUAGCGCUGCUCAGGAAGUCUCACGGAUGUUGGAGGCAAGUCGAGCUCAAUACUCAACCUCAAAUGAUCUCUCUGUAAAGAUGCUAAACCCAGUCGCACUUUUGCGAUCUGCAUCAAUUCGAUCAUCAUCUUCCCGCUUCCUUCUUGCUUCCUCUGGCUCAAUAGAUGAUCUUUUUGACAAUGAUACAAGCAGCUGUUACUCUGAAGAAUCUUGCAGCACAAUGUCUGGAAGUCAUCACUCCACUCUUGAUAGACUGUAUACAUGGGAGAAGAAAUUAUACAAAGAAGUGAAGGUGGGUGAGCGAUUAAGACUUGAGUAUGAGAAGAGGAUGGCACAUUUGCGGAGCCAGGAUGUGAAAGGGGAGGAGCCUUCUUCUGUCGAUAAGACUCGUUCAGCGUUGAGAAGCUUACAAACUCGGAUGAAGGUGUCAAUACAAACUGUUCAGUCAAUAUCAAGAAGAAUUGAAGUUCUAAGAGACGAGGAGUUGCACCCUCAACUUAUGGAGCUUAUCCAAGGACUGUCGCGGAUGUGGCGAGCCAUGGCUGAACGCCACGAGGCUCAGAAGCGGACCAUCGACGACGCCAAGCUUCUCUUCCUGCAACACCGCGCAUCGGCCGCGACCACCGUGGCUCUCGGUCCUCCAGAGGCGACGACGCCGCCUCCCGCCGCCGUCGCGCUCGAGUGCGAGGUGCGAGCCUGGCGCGGAGCCCUGGACGCCUGGCUAUCGGCGCAGCGCGCGUACGCGCGCGCCCUGGCCGCCUGGGCACGACGCUGCCUGGGCAUUGGCGCGGGCGCCGCGGCGCCGCGCACCGUGCCGCCGGCGUUCCUGGUGUGCAUGGAGUGGGGGCUCGUCGUCGAAGCGGCUUCAGAGGCGCGGGUGAUGGACGGGCUGGACUUCUUCGUGGCCGGCGUAGGGUCGGUGUGCUCGGGAGCCGCCGCGGGCAUGGAGGGCAUGGCGGGGCGCGUGCUCUGCGCCGGCUUGGGAGCCGUCACCGGCGCCAUGGCCGAGUUCGCCGCGGCAUCGGCGGACGGGUACGACGCCGCGGUGUCGGCGGCGCUGGCCGCGCGCGCGCCGGAGGGCGGGGAGGAGGAAAACGCGGGAGGACCGCCGCAACAGUAGGAAAUUCCGCAAAACCGUGGAUACUUUUUUUUUUUGGAGUUGGAACCGUGUAGCUAGGAAGUUGAAGCAUGCAGUCACAUGUGUAAUUUUGUAGCUAAAGAUGCAAUUGCAUGGCUGAUUAUUGGGAUGGAUGGUUGCCCCAGUUUAUACUAGCAGCAGUACCAGUGUUACCUUACCCCUGGUGGUUUUCUUCGUGUUGAAGUCUGAAUGGUUUUUGGUA